ACAAGCUGCGCGUGCGCGUUCCUCUUUGCCCUCCCUUCAGCCUCCUCCAGCUUCUUGCCCACAAGGGGGUGCACCCAAUGAACCAAAGGCUUGUUGAUCGACGGGCGGAGUCUGGGAGAAGCCUGCCCAAUGGGAAGCGCCGAUGAUGCGAGGGCGGCGAAGGAAGUGCUCACGUCGCGGGAUAGAGCGCCGGAGGAGGGAAGCUCCCGGCUUUGCGAGGCGGUGGGCGGCCAGUCUCGGAGCGGUCUCUCCCCUUUCAUCCGGAGCGAUGAAUUCGCUGGAACAAGCGGAAGAUCUCAAGGCUUUUGAAAGAAGGCUAACUGAAUACAUAGCUUGUUUACAGCCAGCUACUGGACGCUGGAGAAUAAUUCUUAUAGUGGUAUCAGUCUGUACAGCCACUGGUGCUUGGAACUGGUUAAUAGAUCCCGAAACACAGAAGGUAUCUUUUUUCACAUCUCUAUGGAAUCAUCCAUUCUUCACCAUUAGCUGUAUCACAUUAAUUGGUUUAUUUUUUGCUGGAAUACAUAAAAGAGUAGUGGCGCCCUCAAUCAUAGCCGCUCGAUGUCGAACUGUUUUGGCAGAAUACAACAUGUCGUGCGAUGAUACUGGAAAAUUAAUCUUGAAACCUCGGCUCCACGUCCAAUAACCCAUCGCUUCUGUGUUGAGGAUCGUGGAAUUACACCAUUUUCUUUCUUCACUACAACGAGGCCAAAAGGGACCGAGAAACAGGUUUUGUCUUCAACCUUUGAUGGAAAGCGGGUGAAACAUCUGGCGUCUCCCCAUCUUUUCUGCCCGAACUCUGUGUUAAUCCAUUUCUCCUAGGACAGUAUUACCGUUUCCUCAUCUCUAAUGGCGAGGGGGGGGGCAAGGCAGCCCCUCCAGAAACUCGUCUGCAUCGACAAUACGCAAGUCAUUGUAAAUAGAAAAAAACGGCUACAGUGUUUGUACUGCCAUUCGCCACAGCGUUGUUUUUUAAACCGGUGUGUCUGUUUGUAGAUCGCGAGCCCUUUACCCUCUUCCACGUCUGCGAUCCCGACUUGUUGACAGAUCACAUCCAGAGGUCGUCCGUGGUUUAUUCGACCCAUGAGUGGGUUGACACAUUGCCUAAUGUUUCAUUGCAAUUGGCUCCUCCUUUCUGACGGCAGCAACCUCAGUCGCCUGGAACUUAUCAGCAGAACGUUUUAGAGUAACGUCCAAGUCGUGACUUUUGAGUUAGCUGCUUCCCGCAGUUCUGCAGAGGUGCUAUACGGUGUAAAAGUUGGUUUCCUUUUUGGCUCUUCUUUGGACCCAGAGCCUCGAGUCACAUUUUGCAUUUUCUUGCUAAUGAUUAUAAAAUGUAAGCAGAGGAAAAACGACGGAACAUCGCACACAAAAUACUUGGUCAGGAUCAAGAAGCUAAUUUUUUUAAGUCCCUAGUUUUCCGCUUUGUGCAACCUGUGAUCUGCUCUGUUAUCCACAGCUUGCUGUUUUUUUUGGCUCUUCCUCUCCCGAAUUGUCCUUUUUUUUUCUUUUCCUUUCUGCAUAAAAAACAACAACAAUGUAUUGGAUUUGAAAUUGACGGCGGGAGAAUUCCACCGUGAAAUUAUAGUAUUGCUGGACUUGAUGCAAUGUUCUUUAUUAUUACUUGACGAAAAGAAGUGCCAGAAAUGUAACUGAACCAUUUUGCUGUUCUUUUUGGGUUUCGUUUUCACCCGGUGCAUUGCAGGACGCCCUCAACUGACCUAACAGAAUUGAAGAAUUUUCUGUAUUUGCAGUAGCCAUUUACAAAACCUUGUCUAGCGAUGACUGCAAAUGUGACUCCACACUAGAAGUGGAAACAGCAUCAUGGAAACUCAUACAAGAUGCUCUCAAACCAUAGUGCUCGGUGUUGAUCAUGGUUUAAUUUUAGUAGAAGUACUGGAGACAUGAAGCUUCCACUCUGAUGUUGGAAGUGGUCUCUUCGGUUGUAUUUUUCACCAAAAAUACCUGCUUAAGGAAAAGGUUUUGUACCCGCAAGGUCAGAUUCUAAAUUGCUUAGUGACUCUAGUGUUUCUCCAUAUAGGAAGUUUCUUAAAAUAACUCUUUUUUUUUUUACAAACUAUUUUAAUUGCCCUUGUUACACGGAAGUGUUAAAAUAAAAUUUAAAAAUGUGGCUGUUACCCACAGUGUGACUUUUAAAAUACCGACCCAGGAAUUUAAUUUUAAAUCCAUGCGCCUUUUUUUAAAAAAACGUACAAGCUAUUUUAAUAAGUGCAUUGCUCUUUUAAGAUGCAGCUGAGACCAAAAGGAUCCUCAACCAUGCAAGAAUUUAUAGGGGAAGAAAUCUCUUGGAUUUAGUAAUGAUGAACAUCGAAGUCUGAUUUUUCUUCUUUUGCUCUCGGAAGUGUCUAUUCCUUACAUCACCGUGGUUUUUAAGCAGCUGUACAUUUUUUGUAGGACUUGCCUUUUAAAUAAAUAUUUUAUUGUUUGAUCUUUUUUAAAAAAUGCAAGAGUGUUGGAAGUAAAACCUCUGAAAUCAUUAACUUCUGAAAAAAUUGCAAACUAUCGUGGUUUUCUGCAAUAAAAAAUGCUUGAAACCAAC
Messenger RNA from Pantherophis guttatus, 2560 nucleotides. It is a transcript of the gene CNEP1R1, whose product is annotated as CTD nuclear envelope phosphatase 1 regulatory subunit 1. Gene Ontology annotation, cellular component: Nem1-Spo7 phosphatase complex; cytoplasm. NCBI's taxonomy places the organism in Eukaryota, Metazoa, Chordata, Lepidosauria, Squamata, Colubridae. The record is from RefSeq and is a predicted model, not a curated record.